Pteronotus mesoamericanus is the source of this 2104-nucleotide messenger RNA. RefSeq names its product mitochondrial ribosomal protein S12 (gene MRPS12). NCBI's taxonomy places the organism in Eukaryota, Metazoa, Chordata, Mammalia, Chiroptera, Mormoopidae. Gene Ontology annotation, molecular function: structural constituent of ribosome. Gene Ontology annotation, biological process: translation. Gene Ontology annotation, cellular component: ribosome; small ribosomal subunit. The transcript has 3 exons. Bases 115 to 534 code for a protein of 139 amino acids. The record is from RefSeq and is a predicted model, not a curated record.
AUGCAGCGUGUCUGGGGCUCUCACUAGGGUCGGUGAGGUCGAAGGGAUCUUAGAGCAUCUCGAAAGCGCUCCGGUUCUCUGUUUCCCUUAUUUUAGAACGCUGCAGGCGGCGGAAUGUCCUGGUCCGGCCUUCUCCGUGGCCUCAACACGUCCCUAAAUUAUGGUCUAGCCCUGGUCCCACAGUUCUGGGCCACCCGCCCCAUGGCCACCCUGAACCAGAUGCACCGCCGAGGCCCUCCAAAGUGGCCAUCGCCAAAACUGGGUCCCACAGAAGGCCGGCCACAGCUGAAGGGUGUAGUUCUGCGCACAUUUAUUCGUAAACCUAAAAAGCCCAACUCAGCCAACCGCAAGUGCUGCCGCGUGCGGCUCAGCACAGGCCGCGAGGCUGUCUGUUUUAUCCCAGGAGAGGGCCACACCCUGCAGGAGCAUCAUGUCGUGCUUGUGCAGGGCGGCCGUACCCAAGACCUGCCCGGCGUCAAGCUCAAGGUUGUGCGUGGCAAGUAUGACUGUGGCCAUGUGCAGAAGAAGAAGUGACCACCAGGUGCAUGGUGUGCUGGGGUUCACACAGAACAAGAACCUUUGUCUCUGGGUUCCUACAGUAUCUUUGGGAAGCUAGGCCAGCUCUAGAAGCAGCUUGUCCUGGUUCAAAUCCUGGUUUCACCUCUUCCAUCAGGACCACCAAUAAUAGCCCAUGGAGGUCCUGGGUGUGAAUUAGAAAAAGGUGCCCCUCCACCAACACCCUUGGUGUCCAUGUAUAGAGUGUUGGUGCAAGAGUCGUCUUCUGCUGGGACAGUACACUGUACUGCCAUCUAAUGGGAAGGGGUUGCAAUAAAUACACAGACUCUGUGGUUGUGAGGAGUACAGCUUGCCCAGUGUUCACCUUCUGUGUGGUCUUGGCAACUGACAUGCCCUCUGGGCCUCUGUUUCAUCCUCUACCCACAGCAUCCCCUUUGUUGGGUUUGGUGAACAUUAGACACCCUGUGAACAAAGCACAUGCGGAUGGGUACUCUUUUAAAUUUUGGAGUCUGAUGGCAGCACUGAGACCUAGUUGCCCUUCUUGCUGGCCCUGGUCCCUGGACUAGGAAAGCCCCACCCUCAUGUUCCUUCCUGAAAAUGGCAGUAAUUGUCAUGGUGGCAAUGAAGGGGCAUCGAGAAAGAUUGAAUGGGGGUUGCUGCUGUGUAGGUGGGAGCUUCCCUUCUAUGUUGUUCUCAGAAUCACACACAAUCUGGGUUCAAAUCCUGCCUCUACCUCUUAGUUGUUCUGUGACUUUGGGUUUGUUACCCCCUUGGCGCCUGUUUCAUCCCUUGGAAAAUGGUUCUGAAAGUAAUGCUGCCCUUACCUGAUCUUAUGCUUGGCCAUGUUAGGUUUUAAGAUUGGGAGAUGUGCUUAUAUCCUUUUUUUUUUUUUAUUUAUUUAAAGGUUUUAUUUUUAGAGGGGAAGGGAGUGAGAAAGAGAGGGUGAGAAGCAUUGAUUGGUUGCUUCUCAUGUACCCUGACUAGAAACCAAAACUAACCAAGGCAUAUGCUAUGACCGGGAAUUGAACUGGCAGCCUUUCACUUUGUGGAACAAUGCCCAACCGCCUGCGCCACACCAGUCAGGGUGGUCCUUAUAUCCUUGGGCUCUGGAGCCUGACUCAGGUACAAGUUCUGCCUAUCCUACUUACUGGCCAGGUGACCUUGGGCAGAUCAUUACACUUGGCCUGUUUCCUCCUGGACUAAAAGGCAUGAACCAUUGAGGACUGGCAUCAGAGCCGUUGGGUGCAGCCUUGUUGCUCACCUGUUUCCAGCACAGUGCUUAGCAUACCUCCAAAGUUCUCACAAUUGAGAACACUCCACAAGGCCUUUUAGGAUCAGAGCAGGGGGCCGAUAAGUGCACUGAUUACAGACAAGUCCCCCAUUAUCUCACAUUUCGCACCAAUUUUACUGAGCUAGUUUGGUGGCUGUGCCCAUCUGUGGAAACAGUGGAGGACAUGAGGGGAGUGGGGACAGGAGAGCUUUCCUUCACGACAUGCCCUGUUCCUGGAAUUUGUAUGCAAGUGGGCUAGGGUGGACAAAAGGAGGGUGUUGCCUUACAGGAGACAAGCUGCUCCCGAGGCAGAGGCAG